Messenger RNA from Spodoptera litura, 981 nucleotides. RefSeq lists its product as uncharacterized. The record is from RefSeq and is a predicted model, not a curated record. NCBI's taxonomy places the organism in Eukaryota, Metazoa, Arthropoda, Insecta, Lepidoptera, Noctuidae.
CGUCGCUCGCUAGUAUAGUAUGCUCUGCCAGUGCCUUACGAGACGCGGCGGCGAGCACGCGUUCCCGCGCCUCGAGUGACCGGAGUGUAGUGCAUAAGUGUGCGAGUGCCACAUGAGUACAUGACACAGCGGACCACUGCCACUCUCCUGCGCCUUCUUUGACGCUUGCACGAUGUCCUGUGCCCGGGGCCUUUGCACUGCCGAGAAGAUAUUCAUCUUCAUCAACAUCGCCUUCGCAAUGUACAGCGGCGCGCUGCUGGCGACGGCGGCGCGGCUGGCGUGGGACCCCAGCACGUACACGUGGUUCCGGUUCCUGUGCGCGGCGCAGUACCGCGUGUCGGCGGCCUACGUGUUCGCGGCCGGCGUGUGGCUGGCCGCGCUCGUCUACCUCGCCGCCGCCGCCGCACAGCGCAGCGCCCGCCACUGCUUGCAUAUCUACGCGGCCGGCGUGGUAUGCCUCGCGCUGAGCGAGGUGGGCUACGGUGCGUGGAUGGGGGCCUCGCUGGCGGCCUGGUGGCGCUCCGCCCCGCAGGCCGAGCUGGCGCGCCGCGGCAUGGACCUGCUGCACGACCUCAAGCCCGCGCUGCUCGUAAUGGAGCGCUACCGCGACGUGGCGCGCCCGCUCUACGACAUGAUCGAGGAAGUGGAGCGGGAGGCGCCUAACAACGCUUUCGUGAUUAUCGUGUUCGGAGUGCUGGGCGUGGUGCUGCAGGUGGCAGCGUUCGUGAUGGCGCGGCGGCUGGCGGCGCGCGCGCGCCUGGCCGGCGAGUGCGCGCCGGCUGAGAAGGAGGGCGCGGUGUGCGCGGUGUCCGCCGCCGACGACGACAGCGACUGCAACGACGCGGAGCGGCCGCCGCCCGGCUGGCGCAAGAAGGCCAACCUGCGCAUGUACACUAUACUCGACAAAAUUUUCUAGCAGGAAGAGACAAGCGCUCCGGGCGCGACUAGAGCGCGGGGCGAGGCGAGGGCGAGCGGGGCGCG